AUGUAUGUGUCUAUCGUUGGGCUUCAAGAAGUGAGGUUCGGCGUGAAGCAGCAUGAGGGCAAGAAGUACCUCUUCGGACCUGGCAUCAAAGAUCACAUUCCCGGACUUGGAUUCGGCCAGAUGGGCAUGGGGGACUAUGACAAAAGGCUGGCAGCAUUCUGCAAGAUGUUCGUCGAAGAGUUGGGAGAGGAGAAGUUGCAGCAGCUCUAUCAAGAUAACCGGCAGCUGAAUCACACGCAGCUGUGCUUGGAAGAGUGUUUGUCAUCGGCCAGUGGCACUGGCGUGGGCGCAGUCAAGAAGCCCUCGCAAGUCUCGGCCCACUCAGAAGCCUCUGCCAGCUCCGAAGCUCGAUUCUCCGAAGGCUCGAAGUGUGUUGCAUCUUUUGCCGCAAAUGAAAACCGCCGACUUGCAGCAGUGCUUGACGAGCUCACAAAGCGGGCCAAGAGCACUCAGAAAGCCGAGCGGGCUGAGUUGUGA
Molecule: messenger RNA, 477 nt
Organism: Symbiodinium sp. CCMP2592
Lineage: Eukaryota; Dinophyceae; Suessiales; Symbiodiniaceae
Source: the annotation of a GenBank genome assembly